AUGACAACUGCUGUCGCUGGGGCCCUAGCUGAGAUGUCUGGUGCUCGUGUACGCCUGGCCAUGAAAGUACUCAAGCAGAGGAUGCAGACAAAGCGACGCUCCUGUAUGAGUUAUGUGCAGCGGCUAGGAGGCACAGGCCCUACCUGUGCCUCUUGGGCUAAGCAGUAG
This is a messenger RNA of Perkinsus marinus ATCC 50983, 168 nucleotides long. RefSeq lists its product as hypothetical. The record is from RefSeq and is a predicted model, not a curated record. NCBI's taxonomy places the organism in Eukaryota, Perkinsozoa, Perkinsida, Perkinsidae. The coding region runs from base 1 to 168 and encodes 55 amino acids. The transcript has 2 exons.